This is a messenger RNA of Podarcis muralis (Common wall lizard), 1555 nucleotides long. Its product is annotated as proline-rich transmembrane protein 1-like. Lineage: Eukaryota; Metazoa; Chordata; Lepidosauria; Squamata; Lacertidae. The record is from RefSeq and is a predicted model, not a curated record. Gene Ontology annotation, cellular component: membrane.
ACUUACAGGUUUGCGACAUUCGGGAGCCAAAAUGUUCGGGAACUAAGCUGUUCGAAAACCAAGGUACGAUUGUACGUAUUUUAUGACUGGGGUGUAUGCAGUUUUAGGGGAGGAGUCAUUACCAAUUUCCUCGUUCCCAGCCACUCGCACGUCUGGGGUGAAAGACUCAGCGGAGCUGCUGUUCCAUUCCAGAGACAGAGCACGGACUAGCGGCCACCUGAGCAGAGCAGCCAGCAAUGUAAAGCCAACGCCUAGGCAAAAGAAGACCAAAGUUCACCGAAAGAGAAAGAGGAAGGGAGGGAGGCAGCAGGAGGCGGGGAGAAGAGUUAGAGGUGCAGCUGAGGAGAGGAAGAGCAGAGCACCCAGCAGCUAAUCACAGACUGCCAGCUUCGGGGAGCAAAGGGGAGGAAAAGGAGAGGAGGCCGUCCGCCAUGAGCAACUAUGAGAGGCUGAAAGAGGAUUCCACCACCACCACUCAGGAUCCACCUCCUUACGCUGACAAAGACUCCCAUGAAGACCCUGAGCCAACAAAACCUCUUAUUGGACCAGAACCCCGCCACAUGGGCUGGCCCUCUAACGCUGUGCCAUCCCAGUACCAACACUAUGGUGCAGCUGGUGCAGGAUCCUACCAGGUUCCGAUCCUUCAACCUCCGCAGGCCACCGUCAUCAUUCGUGGUCCACCUGCCAAUGAACCUGAUUACCUGGCCUACUCUAUCUGUACCAUGCUUUGCUGCUGCCUCCCCCUGGGCAUUGCUGCCUUAAUUUACUCUAUGCAGACCCGAGAAGCCAACCUUAAUGGAGAUGUCAUAGCUGCCAAGAGAAACUCCAAGAUGGCGCGCAUUUUGGCCAACACAGCCCUCGGGGUGGGAUGCGUCUUAAUUGUUGUGUAUAUCAUAAUAAUGGCAAUUGUGUAUACAAAUGCAAAAAAUCAGCAUCCGCAUAACUAAGGAUUUGCCACACAGCCUCCACCCCCUGAAAAACCUCCCCACCACUGCAAUAAUCAGAGAAGGCCUGGUUGGAUGCUGUGCAUUUUGAUUCAUUCCAUAACUAAAGGGCUGGUAUACACAUGGAUGCACAUCACAUGAUUUCUAUUGAAUUUACGCAAUGACGAGCAAUGGGGUGCAUGAACUUUCAGAGCACUUGAUGUUGUCACUUUAGAGGCAAUGCCUAGGAGCAAUACCUAGGAGCAAAUUUGUAACAUAUUCUGUAAUACAUCCUGUCAUAUAUUCCAAUACACAUUGGAAAUCUAUUCCUAGGUAUAUAUAUAAUUUUUGAAAGGGUGGGGGGGAUUAUAAGAGAUUCUGAAAAAUGCAAUGUUAUCAAACAGGAUCUGAUGACAGGAUGCCGACGCCACUUAUCAUUAUUGAUCAGAGAUGAACAUCUGCAGACAUAAAAUAAAGCCGGGAGCCAGAAUAAGCCAUGGGUAUGUGAAUAUGUUGAAGGUAAUGACUCAAACUGUUUAUAACAUAGGUGUAAUGGUUAAACAAGUCAAGGCAGAAAAAUGUGAACCCAAUUCUACCAAAGCAAAGUAAUUAAAAUAUUCAAAUGCUCUACA